Molecule: messenger RNA, 693 nt
Organism: Fusarium oxysporum Fo47
Lineage: Eukaryota; Fungi; Ascomycota; Sordariomycetes; Hypocreales; Nectriaceae
Exons: 3
Coding region: 1-693 (230 amino acids)
Biological process (GO): proteolysis
Molecular function (GO): serine-type endopeptidase activity
Source: RefSeq, a predicted model, not a curated record
AUGGCGAAGAACAUCCACCUCAUAAGUGCUGCAAAGGCCAUCCGUGCAGCAAUAGUACAAGGAUUCCAGGCCAUUUCCAUGUCGUGGACCAUCGAUCCACCAAAGGACGACAGAGAGAGACAAGACCUAGAAAAUGCCGUCGUGGAGGCUGCCAACGCCAACAUCCUCAUGUUCUGCUCAGCAAGGGACAAAGGCGCUCACAACACCCCAACAUACCCCUCCAAAGCCACCGGCAAGAUAUUCACCAUCGGCGACGCGAACUCCUCAGGCGCAAGUGUAGAUUACGUCGGCGACGCCUCUGAGCUCAGCUACACGUUUCCCGGCGAUAAAGUCGAAGUAGACAGCGGUCCUACCAGAAGAACUCAAUCAGAGGUCGUGGACGGGUCAUCUGUAGCAACUGCACUGGCAGCUGGUCUCGCAGCCUUGAUUCUCUACUGCAUCCAAGUCAGAAUAUUCCUCGCGAAAGAUUCUGAGAAGCAAAAGGCUCGUGAGGCUUAUAAGAAGUUGAAGCAGCAUGAAGGAACGGUGAAGGCGUUUGAUGCUGUUGAAACGAAAAAGGAGAGUAAUCACAAGUUUCUCAAGGUCUGGGAGGUUUUUGGAAAAAGUGUUGAGCAGAAGGAUCAGAAGCCACAGGGAGAAUGGCUUCAGUUGGUUGCCGACGUUGGAACGAGGUUAUGUGUAAAGAUCUACUAA